CGAGGGGGUAAUGCAUCAGUGGGAAGGAAGAUCUGCACAGAGAGAGAUUCUGAGAAAGCAACAGAAAGGGCGGGGGGCUUGCAGGCUCGGAUGGUGAGGAUCAAGCAAUGGGAAGGGGCUGGAAGGCAGGACAGUUCAGAGCAAGGGCUCGGCGCCUGAAGAACCUGCUUUGAGGAUCCGAGACAAUAAUGCAUAUCGGUUGAUUGAGAGAUAGCAACAAUAAUAUGUUUGCCCCGCCUUUCCUCCAGGUGACUGCGUGAUGUGCCAGCUCACCUUUUUAUACGGGCUCUGUCAUCACCUCAGGGGAUGGGACGCAAGCGAAAGGCUCCUGAGGCCCAGAAAAGAGAGCCCAGCACUGCAGGGGGAGAGCUGGAGCUACGCUGGGAGUGGGAGACCGGUAGCAACGGAUGGCAGCAGUUCGGGCCUGAGCAAAGCGACACCCUGAGCCAGGCGGCCCGGGCAGGGAAGCUGUCUGCGGACAUCGGGGAGUCCUGCGUGGACCUGCGCAGGAUGCUGCAACUGCAUAAACAGACGGGGCAGGAAACACGCGUGGCUGCCGCUGUUCAGGAUCAGGAUUCUUACUUCGUCUGGUCAUGGCAAGGAGAUGAACAAGGCGAGUGGUUUCCCUAUCCUGCGGACACCUGCCUAGAUUUGCAGGCAGCCAGGAACGGCCAAGGGAAGCCCACGGUGGAAGUGAUAGUUGGCCGGACACGCUACAAGCUGGACACAACCCGCAUGGUGCAGACCAACAGCCGAACCGGCUUUGAACGUACAAUUGAAUGUCGGGAGUCAGAUGCUGCAGAGAUUGAGGAUGCAGGAUCCCAGUCGAGCAACAACAUCUUGGGCACCAAAAGCCCCGUUCCUGCUAAGAAGGCCCGGAACAAAGUGGAUGUCCCAGCAUCGCAAGGAGAGGGAGAUAGCAAGGAGGCCGUGAAGACGUUGGUAGUGAAGGGGAAAGCACCUGUGGACCCAGAAUGCUCUGUCAAGCUGGGAAAAGGUCUUCUGAUGCCAACCCAGAGGAAAAAGAUGGCUCAUGUUUAUUAUGAGGGAGACGACAUUUAUGAUGUGAUGUUAAACCAGACAAACCUCCAGUUCAACAACAACAAAUACUACCUGAUCCAGUUGUUGGAGGAUGAUGGAGCCAGGAACUACAGCGUCUGGAUGCGCUGGGGGCGUGUUGGUAAACCAGGUCAGCACUCGCUUGUGAUUUGUGCCGGAGACUUAGCAAAAGCCAAAGACGUCUUCACCAAAAAGUUUCUAGACAAAACCAAGAACGAGUGGAGUAAGCGGUGCAACUUCCAGAAGGUUCUGGGCAAAUACGAUCUCCUCCACUUGGACUACGAAGCCAAUGACGCAGGUGAGGAGAAAGCUGCCCCACAGAAGAUAGCUUCCUGUCCCAAGGCAGUGUCACAGCUGAACCCACAGGUCCAGGCCUUGGUGGAGCUGAUCUGCAACAUCCGCACCAUGGAGGAAAUGGUGAUGGAGAUGAAGUACGACACCAAAAAGGCCCCGCUAGGAAAGCUGACGGCUGAACAGAUCUGCGCAGGUUACCAGUCCUUGCAAAAAGUGGAGGCUUGUCUCAAGCGGAAGCAGACUGGCCGUGCCCUGCUGGAGGCCUGCAAUGAAUUCUACACGCGGAUCCCCCAUGAUUUUGGGCUGAGAACUCCUCCGCUGAUCAGUACGGAACAGGAGCUACAAGAGAAGGCACAGCUGCUGGAGGCUCUCGGCGAGAUCCGUAUCGCCAUCAAACUGGUGCGGUCGGAACAGGUGGGCACAGAACACCCGCUGGAUCGGAGCUACUGUGGCCUGGCCUGCGAGAUCCAACCCUUGGAGAGGGACGGCCCUGACUUCCCGGUAUUGGAGCGCUACCUGUUGUCCACUCAUGCUCCCACCCACCAGGACUAUACCAUGACCCUGCUGGAGGCCUUUGUGCUAAACAAGGCGAGCUCCGCUCCGGACUUCCACUCCGAGCUCCCCAACCGGACACUGCUGUGGCAUGGAUCCCGCCUGGGCAACUGGGCAGGGAUUUUGAGCCACGGGUUGCGUGUGGCACCCCCAGAGGCACCAGUCACGGGCUACAUGUUUGGAAAAGGGAUCUAUUUUGCUGACAUGUCCUCCAAGAGCGCCAAUUACUGCUUUGCCACCCGGGAGAAAGACAUUGGCCUCCUGCUGCUAUCAGAGGUAGCUCUGGGUGAGUGCAACGAACUACUGGAAGCAAAUCCUGAAGCAGAGAAGCUGCUGACCGGCAAACAUAGCACCAAAGGGCUCGGCAAGCUGGCACCAUCCCCGCCUAACUGCACAACACUCAAUGGGGCGCUGGUUCCUCUGGGCCCAGCUGUGGAAACAGGAGUGCUGAACCCUCAUGGCUAUACCCUGAACUACAAUGAGUUCAUUGUCUAUGACCCCCAUCAGGUGCGCAUGAAGUACCUCCUCAAGGUACGCUUCAAUUUCACUCAGCUCUGGUGAAAUUCAGCAGGCGCUUAGGAGGAGGAUGGCUGCUGACUACUACAGGUAUUUUAUUUAGCCAAUGACUGAAGUGCCCUCAAGCUGAGAGAUGGACUUAAGAACUCAACUCCCUUCAACAGACUUUUAUUCCUAGAGUGCAACUAAAAGAGAUUCUUGCUGCUUUAUUAAAAUUUGAUUUAAUACA
This is a messenger RNA of Rhineura floridana, 2650 nucleotides long. RefSeq names its product poly(ADP-ribose) polymerase 2 (gene PARP2). Bases 307 to 2466 code for a protein of 719 amino acids. The transcript has 20 exons. NCBI's taxonomy places the organism in Eukaryota, Metazoa, Chordata, Lepidosauria, Squamata, Rhineuridae. The record is from RefSeq and is a predicted model, not a curated record. Gene Ontology annotation, molecular function: NAD+ poly-ADP-ribosyltransferase activity.